Messenger RNA from Drosophila bipectinata, 1789 nucleotides. Its product is annotated as 8-oxo-dGDP phosphatase NUDT18. Lineage: Eukaryota; Metazoa; Arthropoda; Insecta; Diptera; Drosophilidae. The record is from RefSeq and is a predicted model, not a curated record. Gene Ontology annotation, molecular function: 8-oxo-dGDP phosphatase activity; magnesium ion binding; 8-oxo-GDP phosphatase activity.
GUGAAAGCAGUCUACGGCCACACCAACAAAUGUAAACAAACAAAAUUACCUGUUACCCGUUCGAUCGUUGUACACUUCUUGUUAAACCAUUAGGCCAUUAAUUGCUAAGGAGCAAUUAAAGACAUGUGCAAUAACCAAUCACUCAAAGUUAGUCCAAGUAUUUAGUGACAAUCGCUAGAACAACGAGCAUCUGGCGACAUAACAUUGGCGACACAACACACAUUCCAAUGCACUUUCUCCCGAAGAAAACCCGUCGAGCGGCUUAUUUGACAUCCAUUCCGAUAUCAAUACAGCAAUAGCGAGCAAUAGAGAGAAAUAGAGGCCACAUAGAGACCGCUCUGAGGAGGCAACAACAACAAAAAGUUGAUUGCCAUCGUCGCGGCGGUUUUAUUGGGCAUUAUAGCCCCAGUCACAUCUGGCCCGCUCUCGAGUUAGCCACGUUCUUUUGCCCGAACGAGCGCUCAAGAAUUUUGGAAUUCGUAUGUAAUUUGCAUAUAGCAAACCGCUGAUAUAUGCACUGAUUCGGAGCACUGGGCGGAGCAUGUUCAUCGAACUGAGUCACUUGGUUAUUCUCUGCUAAAAGAUGACUUCGAUUGUGGAGAAAGUGCGUCGCGUUUUGGAUGGCAAAGAUCUGGGCGAAAUCACCACGGAGCUGUGCGACUUCUCAUUAAAGGAGCAGAAUGCCACCGCCGAGGCUCAGGGUGUACAGCCCUCGUCGGCUUCCGAUUUUGUGCCCAUUCUUGGCAAGACCGUGACCUAUAUUGUCGCCUGUGUGCUGAUCAACGAGCACGACGAGCUGCUCAUGAUCGAGGAGGCCAAGCAGAGCUGUGCAGGCAAGUGGUACUUACCAGCCGGACGUAUGGAGCGAGGAGAGUCCAUCACGGAGGCAGCCGCCAGGGAGGUGUUUGAGGAAACCGGCCUGAACGCUGAGCUAACCACCUUGCUGGCUGUGGAAGCGGCCGGCGGGUCGUGGUUCCGCUUUGUGCUCACUGGCCGCAUCACUGGCGGUCGUCUGAAAACGCCGGCCGACGCCGAUGCCGAGUCCAUUCAGGCACGCUGGGUGCGCACUCCCAAGGAGAUGCCUCUGCGAUCCAGUGACAUACUCAACAUAAUCGAAAUAGGCAGGGCUUACUACAAUGGCCAGAAGAUUCCGAGCAGCUCCUCCCUCUGGCACAACAAGAUCCUGCCCACCCGCUGUACCCACACAAGGAACUAUUUACGAGUAUUGGCCGUGGCGCGGAAGAGGUCCCACAACUCGCUGAACGUGCUGGUGAGCGAGAAGAACUCCCAUCACUUCCCCACGGUGGAACUGCAUCCGAAUCGCAGCCUGCACUCGACGCUGCGCAAGUUCAUGAUUGAAAUUUUCGGCGCCGAACUGCCGCAGCACCGGCCCCACGGAUUGCUGAGUGUCGAGCACUCGCCGACCGAGCAGGGAAACACGGACGGGAUCUGCCUGAAUCUGCUAGUGGCCUUCCGGCCGCCUCUCGAAGAAAUCUCCCUGAUUGGAAAGUGCAUUUGGCAGGAGCUGGGAGCACCGCUCGACGAAACCCUCGGCCGCAUUGUGAGCAGCAAGCACGCCUCCAUUCCCCUCAACGUAGUGCGCUGAGUGUCUUAGCUUAAGCAUUUAGUAAUACGCCCUAAUCUAUGGUGCAAGCAGUCUAUUCACAAUUAGUUGCAAUUAAAUAUGAUCCAGAGUGAUGUAAUGCAAUCGUGUAUACCUUUUCGGAUAUUGGAAACGCUCUGAGCGAAAGACUUGGACUAAUUUAUUUGAAUCUGUCCCAGGUGGCAA